AUGACUUCAAACGUUGGCCUCACCACCCCUCGUGGGAGUGGGACAUCUGGAUAUGUCCAGCGCAAUUUAUCACUGCUGAAACCUCGCGAUCCGAACUACGCAACCCCACCUGCUGGAUAUGGUGAUAACGGGCCCAGCGAUGCUGGAUUUAAGCAGAGGCAGCCAGACAAGCAAAUUCUCGAGCAUGACCGGAGGAGAGCUAUUGAAGUUCAGAUCAUAGAAGAAAGAGAUAGGCUGGAGGAAGAAAACGAGAAGGUCGCGGAGGAAAAUAAGAAGCUCGCUUCGAAGAACAAGACGGAUUCAGAGGAAACUAAGGAGGAAACACGAGAAGGAAGGGUCGAAUUAACAGAGGAAGAGAUAGAGGAGAGGCUUGAUAAGCUCCGUGAGAGGCUUACGAAUGAGUUGGAAGAUGAGUUGGCUGGUAGGCACAAACCAGGACCUUCCCGGGAAGCGAGAUUCAGAGACCAGCCUGGUUAUGAACCAUAUCCCUCAAGGCAAAGACGUCCAAAUAGCCAUGAGGAGAAAAGCGGAUAUAAAGGUCGCAAACAAUUUAAAACAUACCAGGUUCAUGAGCAGGCCGAGGCUAAGAUUCAAGAGAGUGAACGGCUACGAAAAGCACUUGGUAUACGCGGAGAAGAACAAGACCCUUGGGAUUCCGGUCGUCGUGAGGAUCGUGAAAGAGGAGGUAGAGACCGCUAUGCUGAUAGAGAUUCUAGCCGACGGUGGUAG
This is a messenger RNA of Trichophyton rubrum CBS 118892, 729 nucleotides long. RefSeq lists its product as uncharacterized. The record is from RefSeq and is a predicted model, not a curated record. The transcript has a single exon. Bases 1 to 729 code for a protein of 242 amino acids. NCBI's taxonomy places the organism in Eukaryota, Fungi, Ascomycota, Eurotiomycetes, Onygenales, Arthrodermataceae.